Messenger RNA from Betta splendens (Siamese fighting fish), 3534 nucleotides. Its product is annotated as WD repeat-containing protein 48. Lineage: Eukaryota; Metazoa; Chordata; Actinopteri; Anabantiformes; Osphronemidae. The transcript is spliced from 18 exons. Gene Ontology annotation, biological process: protein deubiquitination; double-strand break repair via homologous recombination. The record is from RefSeq and is a predicted model, not a curated record. The coding region runs from base 107 to 2140 and encodes 677 amino acids. Gene Ontology annotation, molecular function: ubiquitin binding.
UAGGUUUUAUGCCGUUUAUAACUACAUUACCCAUAAGGCAUAGAUGCAUACGUUUUCUUUUAUUUUCCGGAUGUAGCAUCACAUGAAUUGACUGUCAACAUGCAAGAUGGCCACGCAUCAUAGGCAAAAUGCUGCUGGGCGGAGAAAAGUACAGGUGUCCUAUGUGAUUAGAGAUGAGGUGGAGAAAUACAAUCGAAAUGGGGUGAACGCGCUCCAGCUAGACCCUGCGCUGAACCGGCUCUUCACGGCUGGCAGGGACUCUAUCAUCCGGAUAUGGAGCGUCUACCAGCACAAACAGGACCCAUACAUUGCCUCCAUGGAGCAUCACACAGACUGGGUUAAUGACAUAGUCCUCUGUUGUAACGGGAAAACAUUGAUAUCUGCCUCCUCCGAUACAACCGUCAAAGUGUGGAAUGCACAUAAAGGGUUCUGUAUGUCAACGUUACGGACACACAAGGACUAUGUCAAAGCUUUGGCCUAUGCUAAAGACAAGGAGCUGGUGGCAUCAGCAGGCCUGGAUCGGCAAAUCUUCCUUUGGGAUGUGAACACACUAACAGCACUCACUGCUUCCAACAACACUGUCACCACCUCAUCACUGAGUGGGAACAAGGACUCUAUCUAUAGUCUAGCUAUGAACCAGAUGGGCACAGUCAUUGUGUCAGGAUCCACAGAAAAGGUUCUGAGAGUAUGGGAUCCUCGCACAUGUGCAAAACUGAUGAAGCUAAAAGGUCACACAGACAAUGUCAAAUCGUUGCUGCUGAAUCGAGAUGGCACACAGUGCUUGUCGGGCAGCUCAGACGGGACUAUUCGCCUGUGGUCGCUCGGCCAGCAGAGGUGUAUUGCCACCUACCGCGUGCAUGAUGAGGGUGUGUGGGCUCUGCAGGUCAAUGAGGCCUUUACGCACGUCUAUUCUGGAGGCAGAGACAAAAAGAUCUACUGCACUGACCUACGCAACCCAGACAUCCGGGUGCUUAUCUGUGAGGAGAAGGCCCCCGUACUGAAAAUGGAACUUGACAGAUCUGCUGACCCACCUCCAGCAAUCUGGGUCUCCACCACCAAGUCAUCCGUUAAUAAAUGGUCUCUAAAGGGAAUGCACAACUUUAGAUCAUCAGGGGAGUAUGACAAUGACUGCAGUACCCCCCUGACGCCACUGUGUACUCAGCCAGAACAAGUUAUCAAGGGAGGUGCCAGUAUUAUCCAGUGCCACAUACUGAAUGACAAGAGACACAUACUGACCAAAGAUACCAACAACAAUGUGGCUUUCUGGGAUGUCCUAAAGGCUUGCAAGGGUGAGGAUUUGGGAAAAGUGGAGUUCGAUGAAGAAAUUAAAAAGCGUUUCAAAAUGGUCUAUGUGCCAAAUUGGUUCUCUGUUGAUCUGAAAACUGGGAUGCUCACUAUCACUUUGGAUGAGAGUGACUGCUUCGCUGCAUGGGUGUCUGCCAAGGAUGCUGGGUUUUCAAGCUCUGAUGGCUCUGACCCAAAGUUGAACCUGGGCGGGCUGCUACUGCAGGCUUUGCUGGAGUUCUGGCCUAGGACUCGCAUCAACCCCAUGGACGAAGAAGAGAACGAAGUGAAUCAUGUGAAUGGAGAGCAGGAGAACAGGGUCCAGAAGGGAAAUGGAUAUUUCCAGGUGCCACCACACACUCCAGUCAUCUUUGGUGAAGCAGGAGGCCGUACUCUAUUCAGGUUGCUAUGUAGAGAUUCCGGUGGAGAGACAGAAUCCAUGCUGCUAAAUGAGACAGUCCCACAGUGGGUUAUCGAUAUAACUGUAGAUAAAAAUAUGCCCAAGUUCAACAAAAUCCCUUUCUACCUCCAGCCUCAUUCUUCCUCUGGUGCAAAAACCCUAAAAAAGGACCGUCUCUCAGCCAGUGACAUGCUCCAGGUGAGGAAGGUGAUGGAGCAUGUUUAUGAGAAGAUUAUCAACCUGGACAAUGAGUCUCAGACCACCAGCUCCUCAGCCAAUGAGAAGCCCGGUGAGCAGGAGAAGGAGGAGGAUAUGGCUAUGCUAGCCGAGGAGAAGAUUGAGCUAAUGUGUCAAGACCAGGUUCUAGAUCCAAACAUGGACCUGCGAACAGUUAAACAUUUUAUCUGGAAGAGCGGAGGGGACUUGACGCUUCACUAUAGGCAGAAGUCCACGUGAAAAAAUGUGAUUUUUAAAACAAGAACUCUUCGUCAUUUGCCAAUCACCUCCCACAUCUGACAUAUAGUACCUUCAACUCCAUUGUGUGGUCAAGAGUCGCAGUGUCAGCAAGAAUCCAGUAAAAAUUGUGAGGAUGUGGCUCAUGGUGUAUUACAGAGAACUGACCAGGCUGAAGCAGCCAAGAGACACCUGGUGAUAAGUGGUCAGUUUCUUUUUUGUUAGUGUUUUUUUUUUUUACAGUUAAAAGAACGGAUUCUGUUUCCUCAAGCACUCUCCGAUUCCUCUUUUUACAUCCAUGACUGCUGUUUAUUUCUUGCUUCCUGAUUGGCAUUUUAUUUUCAUGCGACUAAAAUUGCAGUAUGUGUUUGUGUGAGAAUGUGUGAGUUAGAGAGAGAGAGAGUGUUGUGAGUACACGCUAAUGGAUGUAAUAGACUAUUUGUUCUAGUACAUUCCAGAAACUGUCUUUGUUCUUACAAACACUGUCUCAGCUGUAUCACCGGUUCAGGGCUACACCUGGUCUCUGACGUCACUGUCCCUCAUAGCAGUCAUCUGUUCUGUUGUCAGCUUUGUCUAUUUUAACUUGAAUUCAGCCCUGACUUACACGUCUAAUUAUUGCAGAGCUUAAACCUCAUUGACAUAAGCAUGUGUCUUUUUUUUUUUUUUAAGCUGUGCUGUUCUUAAUAGACUGAAUGUUCCCAUUUUGUAAAUAUAUGUACAACAUUUUUUGAUUUAAGUGACUUUUUUUUCCUUCUGGUUUUGCAGCAGUUUUAUUUUGUUGUUGUACAGUUCACUUAAAAAAAAAGAAGUAAUAUUUCCAAAUCCAUCAAGCACAUUUGUGGUCACGAAGGCAUCGUGGACUUGGUUGGUCAGAAUUGUAUCUGUUGUAUUCAUUACAACCCAGAAAUUGCGGUUUACCCUUAAGAAUGUUAGUAGUUGUCCAAGUUGCAAUCUUAGCAAUUGAGAAAUAAUAUAUAAGGUAUAUAUCUUUAAUAAGUCAUGCUUACUCACGCUGUACUUGGCUCAUGAGCAGUGACUUUAACGAGGGCCAUUCUUUGUAUACAUAUUCAUUAAGAUUAAAUAGUUCAGUGAAUCAAAUAUAAAUUGAACGGAACGAUCAUUCAAUCACUUUGGGGGAUUUACAAAAGUGAAAAAAACAUUAAUAACCAUGUGUUCAUCCAACAGAAACAGUUUUCUUUUCUCUGUAACUUUUAUGGAGUUAAUUUUGCCAUCAGGAGUGUGUAAUGCCAUAGUGGGGAUGCAUCGAGUGUGCUCUAAUUGGCCAAAGGUAGAUGGGCCAUGACACUGCAAUAUCCCUUGUUGUAAUAAUUUGUGAAAUAUGUAUAUUUUAGGCAUUCAAAGAAAUAAAUUGGAAUGGUUUAACAAUGACACAUUAA